AUGAAAUUACUAUUACUACUUGUAAUUGCUGUUGCAAGCAUUCAGCUUGCCAGUGCAUUCCGUUGUGCUGACGGACUUGACCAAGCCAUUUUCCGUGAUUCUCUCCAUGUCACCACAAGAGAUUGGUCAUGGGCUGGAUCAAGAAUGUUCAACUGCACCACACCAGUUCACUCUGGAACUCAUUCAUUCUCUUUUGUCCCAAGAAACUACGAAGGAUUGUAUUUCAAUUUACAAACUCCAAUCGAUCCAUCAAGACAUUCAAUGGUAAGUCUAUGGGUCCAUGGUGGUGGUGUUGGUAAUCAAAAAAUAUACGUUCGUUUGACAUCGAACAAGGUUGCAGUGACACGUGACUACUUCCUCUGGGGUCCACAAUCGAUUUUGGUCAAUUGCUCUGAUGUCCCUGCAUCACAAUGGGCACAGGCUGUUGUUAAUUUGGAUCUCUUGGAGCCAGGAUUCUAUGAUGGUAUCCAAAUCCUUACUCACGGUCAAGACUUACAGGCAAGAGUAUACAUCGAUGACGUUGAGGUUAUCAAGCGUUGUCCAAGCGAUCCAUUCAAAAAGACAUUGCCAACAUCGGUUUGUAACGCUGCCGACUGUAUCUCUGUCAAGGUAGUCGAGACACCAACCCGUUGGAACCAAAACGGUGUAGAGUACCAACAAUAUGCCGUCACCUUUAAGAACACCUCUGGAAAGACAUUCAAGAAGGUCGAGUUUGAAAAGGGUUACUUCUUGCCACGUGACAAAAAGGACAUCUGGGGUUGCCAAGAGAACCCAGGUGAUAGAUGGACUCUUCCAAACAACAUGAAAGAUUUCCCAAAGGGUACUGAGUUCACUGUUGGAUGUGUCAGUCAAAGAGGACCAGUCAGCUUCAAGGUUGUCUAUGUUGAAGUUGCUAAAUAA
Messenger RNA from Heterostelium album PN500, 900 nucleotides. RefSeq names its product carbohydrate-binding domain-containing protein. The transcript is spliced from 2 exons. Lineage: Eukaryota; Evosea; Eumycetozoa; Acytosteliales; Acytosteliaceae. Gene Ontology annotation, molecular function: carbohydrate binding. The coding region runs from base 1 to 900 and encodes 299 amino acids. The record is from RefSeq and is a predicted model, not a curated record.